ACAUUAUUUUCAACCAUUGCAAUCGCAUCAGAUGCAACUUUAUACUCUGACGAUGUUGUUUAUAUGAUUUUCGCUCUAUCAGUGAUUGUAUUCAACUUCCUUAUAUGCAUUACAACUGUUCUCCAAUAUGAUAUUAGUCAAAAUCACAUUAUCAACAUGAUUAUUACAUUGAUUAUUGUUAGUUUGUUGGGAAUUGGUCAACUAAUUCACCUUAUAUUAAGAUACAAUAAAGUAGUUAGUCAUAUUUCUUUUUGA
Schistosoma turkestanicum is the source of this 255-nucleotide messenger RNA. Lineage: Eukaryota; Metazoa; Platyhelminthes; Trematoda; Strigeidida; Schistosomatidae. The record is from the annotation of a GenBank genome assembly.